Penicillium pulvis is the source of this 2121-nucleotide messenger RNA. RefSeq lists its product as uncharacterized. Lineage: Eukaryota; Fungi; Ascomycota; Eurotiomycetes; Eurotiales; Aspergillaceae. The transcript has 5 exons. Gene Ontology annotation, biological process: carbohydrate metabolic process. The record is from RefSeq and is a predicted model, not a curated record. Bases 1 to 2121 code for a protein of 706 amino acids.
AUGCGCCUUUUUACGCCUCAGACCCUUAUUUUUUUGUUACUAGAUGUUGGAGCCGCAGCUGAGAUUUCUACCACCCAGAGACGGAGUAUAGUCCGCUCGUUCAAUCCGCACCGCAAUGCAAGCUCAGCAACAACACCCCUGCAGGUUGGCAAUGGCAAUUUUGCUUUUGGUGCAGAUAUCACCGGUCUUCAGACAUUCUCUAAUUUUGCCGUCGAGACCUCUUGGGCUUGGCACAAUUUCAGUUUGCCAACUACUACUGGUCAAAGCUCUCCCUCUGAUUUCACAGGUUUAGAUUGGUGGACGCAUGAUCGACUUGUUAAUUAUGAUAUGCCCAACCCAGCAGAAGAAGAUAUUUCUAACUGGCUCAUCGAAAAUCCUCAAAGACUAAGCAUAGCCAAUAUCGGUCUUCAUUUCCCUGGACAGAAUAUUACUGAGAAAGAUCUGCUCUACAAGUCUCAGGACUUGGAUAUCUGGGAGGGAAAUAUCCAAUCCUCCUUUUACUACAAUGGAUCCAAGGUGUCUGUCCAGGUUUGGUGUCACCCAGCCGACCCUAUCGUGGGGAUACAGAUCAAGUCAGAUCUGCUGAUUUCUGGAGACAUGGGUGUCUUCUUCGAUUUUCCGAAUUCCGACACUAACAAGUUUGACGCGCCAUAUGUUGGUGUGUGGAAUGAAACCACCAACAGUACAGUGCGGAUGCGAUCUACACCGGAAAUGGCCUCGUUCGAGCACAUUCUCGAUAGUAAUAUUAAUCGAUUGGGAGUUAAGUGGAAUGCGAAAGGCUCUAUUUCUGGGCCUUUGUCUGGGACAAAUCGAUUUAUCCUGACCCCUUCGGGGUCGAACACGCUGCAACUUGUGGCAGACUUUCAGCCGGCUAGCAGCGCCCACUAUAACUUCCCAGCAUUUGAGAGCAUUUCAGUCGCGUCCAGAGAGUGGUGGGAAAGUUACUGGGCCUCCGGUGGCUUCAUAGACUUGUCAGCGACUGACAAUGUAAAUGCCACUGAGCUCCAACGCCGCAUUGUUCUCUCGCAGUACCUUGUUGCGGUUAACGAAGCAUCAUAUAACCCACCACAAGAAUCUGGACUCGUGAAUAAUGGGUGGUAUGGAAAGUUUCAUCUUGAAAUGUUCCUAUGGCACAGUUUACAGUUUGCUCGAUGGGGACACUAUGAUCUCCUUGCCCGUAGUGCUCCGGGCACAUAUCAACGAUUUCUCCAGUCCAGCAUUGACAGAGCCACAGCACAAGGAUAUGAGGGAGCCCGCUGGGGCAAAAUGACAGAUCCAACAGGCCGAAGUGCCCCAGGUGAAAUCAACGCAUUGCUGAUCUGGCAACAGCCACACGUCAUGCAUUUCGCUGAAUACGUCUAUCGCGCCUUCCCAAAUCAAGAAACACUACAAGAAUGGGAUGAAGUGGUCACAGCAACCGCCGACUUCAUGGCCUCAUACGCAUGGUGGAACGAGACGACUAGACUCUAUGAUCUGGGUCCUCCAAUGUACCCGGUCAGCGAGAAUACAAGCCCCAACAGUACUAUUAACCCGACUUUCGAGCUUGCAUACUGGCGCUUUGGUCUCGAUGUUGCUAUCCAGUGGAAAGAACGUCAGCAUGUCUCUGUACCGGAGAAAUGGAUGACUGUGAGGGAUAAUCUCGCUCCGCUUCCUAUCAUUGAUGGUGCCUAUGCUGUUUAUGAAGGUAUCCCUGAUAUGUGGAAGGCGAAUAGUACGACGAUACAGGAUCAUCCGGCUAUGAUUGGUGUUUAUGGCUUGCUUCCACCUCCUUCAACUGGUGUACCACUUAACCUGACUACUAUGCGUCAUACUGCUGAGCUUAUCAAGGAGCUUUGGGACUUAGGGGAUUCUUAUGGGUGGGACUUUAGUAUGUUGGCGAUGAAUAGCCUGCGCCUUGGAGAUUUGGACCAGGCAAUCGCGUAUCUUUUGGAUCCGUACUAUGUUUUUGACGAUGCGGGUUAUGCCGAAGGAGGAAUUCGGGUCCCCACCCCGUAUAUGCCUGAUGCAGGUGGUCUGUUGUUGGCAACGGCUAUGAUGGCUGGAGGCUGGGACGGCGAUGAAGGUCCUCAUUUCCCUGAAGAUUGGAAUGUUACAGUUGAAGGCUUCAGUCCCAGCCUCUGA